Zasmidium cellare ATCC 36951 is the source of this 1545-nucleotide messenger RNA. RefSeq lists its product as uncharacterized. Gene Ontology annotation, biological process: tryptophanyl-tRNA aminoacylation. NCBI's taxonomy places the organism in Eukaryota, Fungi, Ascomycota, Dothideomycetes, Mycosphaerellales, Mycosphaerellaceae. Gene Ontology annotation, cellular component: cytoplasm. Gene Ontology annotation, molecular function: ATP binding; tryptophan-tRNA ligase activity. The transcript has a single exon. The record is from RefSeq and is a predicted model, not a curated record. The coding region runs from base 1 to 1545 and encodes 514 amino acids.
AUGGCUUCAGCAGCUGCAGAGGCAACAGGAGCGCCUCCAACCGCUGAGGAUGCCAUUGAGAAGAGCAAGACCGACGUUCAACAGAUCGACCCGUACAACGUUUCUGGUGGCGUGGACGAGCAUGGAAAUGCGAAGGCGAUCGAUUAUGACCGCCUCAUCGAGGAGUUCGGCGUACAACCUCUUACCGAAGAGCAUCUAAAGCGAUUCGAGCAAGUCACCGGCAAGAAGCCACAUCGAUUGAUGCGACGAAAGCUGUUCUUCUCCCACCGCGAUUUCGACAAGAUCCUCGACUUUUACGAGAAGCAUGGCAAGUUCAUGCUGUACACCGGGCGUGGACCAUCCAGCGGCAGCAUGCACAUUGGACAUACAGUGCCAUUCCUCUUCACCAAAGAGAUUCAAGAGAUGUUUGACGUACCGCUGGUGAUCAUGUUGACGGAUGAUGAAAAAUACCUGUACACUCGCAACAAGAACAACGGCACACAGAAGAAGGGUGCGACUGCUGAGGACUUUCUAAAGUUCGCCCAUGAAAACAUCAAGGACAUCAUCGCGCUUGGGUUCGAUCCCAAAAAGACGUUCAUCUUCACAGACUACGAGUAUAUCGGUGGUCACUUCUACAGAAACACGUCCGAGUUCGAGUCGCUGGUUACCAUGAACCAGGCAAGAGGGGCUUUCGGGUUUGGCGAUUCCACCAGCAUCGGCCUCAUCGCAUAUGGAGCCAAGCAGUGUGUCGCCGCAUUCCCAUCGUCGUAUCCAGAGCUUUUCGGAUACAAGGAUUUCCGACCUCCGGACUUUGACCCAUCGGCAAUCCGACGACACAAAGAGCUGUCGAAGAUCCCAUGCCUGAUCCCGUGCGCCAUCGAUCAAGAACCCUACUUUCGUGUGCUACGAGACCGAUGCGAGCGAAUGACAGAUCCUCACCCCAAGACUUGCUUGAUUCUUUCCAAAUUCUUGACGGCGCUUCAAGGACCAGGUGGUAAGAUGAGCGCUUCCGAUUCCAACUCUGCCAUCUUCAUGUCCGACAAGCCAAAUGAAAUCAAGAACAAGAUCAACAAGCACGCUUUCUCUGGUGGUCGCGAGUCUCUUGAGGAGCACCGCAAAUUUGGUGGCAACCCUGAUGUGGAUGUCGCCUACACUUAUCUUUCCUACUUCCUCGAAGACGAUGAGGAGCUGGCCGAUCUGGAGCAGAGAUACCGGAGCGGCGAGCUUCUCACUGGCGAAAUGAAGGCUCGGUGCAUCAAAGAGUUGCAGAAGUUUGUGGCCGACUUCCAGGAGCGGAGGGAGAAGGUGAAUUGGGAAAUAAUGAGAUCGUACAUGAAUCCAAGGAAACUUGAGUUCCAGGGUAACCCCAAUCCUACCCAACCGCAAGCACCGGCAGCUUCUGAGACCAAUGGAGAGAAAGAAGACGGGGCAGCUGAUGGAGAUAAGUCAGGAGGGAAGGAUGGACGAGGGACGAAGGGGGAGCGCAAGGCUGCUAAGUUGGCGGAGAAGAAGGCCGAGAAGUUAGCACAGCGUCAGAAACCUGCUGAUGAAGGCGCCGCGCAAUAA